GAUGAUCUGCAUUUGGUUUAUUUGAAACGUUUUUACACGGACCUAGUAUAAAAAGGACGAAUUGUUGAAUUUGAAAUCAGUUACUAUCUAAAAUAGAUCAUUUUAUUUGUUUUCGUCGUGUAAUUAUUAGCCGUCUUAGAAAAAUAGUAAAUUGACUCGAUCAACCGGCGCAAUUUCCGUGGCCUUGAACUUCACCGGUGACCUUCAAAGUUCAACAACGUUGAUUUGACACUUCCUUCAAUCCUUGGGCUUUGCUGAUUCGGUUCGCAAAGAGAAUGUCCUAUUUUCUGUAAAUAGAAUUAGAGCAAGUAAUCAAAAUGCCGAUGCAUCAAGUACGAGUCCUGACUAUAAAUGCAGGAGAAAGUACUGAAACGACUUUAUAUCGUCUAGAGAAAGGAUGGACGUUAAGAUUUGUGCUUGGAGCAUCUCUUCAUGCGAAAACAGUUCGACUCUUCUGCAAUCAUCCCCAGGACAAGUCUGUUCCAUUUGACAGAUUGUCAUUCUAUGAAUUAGCGUGGAGAAAUCCAAGUGGUAUGAAAAAUGAUAGAGUCGAUGUGUUUGCUGAAAUACCCAUAAAUUGUGCUGGAUCGUUUAAUUUUUUCUUCACGAUUGAUGGAAGUGAAGAUCACCGCAACCCAAAUGGUGCAGGAUGUUUUUUGGUUGAACCAACCCUCUCUGUCGGAUCUAACGAUAAAGAAAUCACAUUAGACUGUAUCCAGAGCCAGUCGGUCGUAACAAAACUACUUGGCCCUCUUAACGAAUGGAAGGGACGAUUACGUGUUGCCAUGGAAACAGGAUACAACCUGAUCCAUUUUACUCCUGUACAAGAAUUGGGUAUAUCCAACUCUGCUUACUCCAUCCGUAAUCAGCUUCGACUGAAUCCCCUCUACUACGAGAAAGGCAAACAGAACAGUCUGGACGAUGUGGAAGAUAUCGUAAGAAUGAUGAAAAAGGAGUGGCAGGUUUUGUCCCUGACUGAUCUAGUCUACAAUCACACAGCCAAGGACAGUCCCUGGAUACUUGAACAUCCAGAAAGUGUAUUUAAUUUAGAUAAUUCCCCUCACCUGAAACCAGCUUACCUGAUGGAUCGUAUAUUCCACCAUUUUAGUUUACAAGUAGCAGACGGGAAAUGGGAGGCGAAAGGAGUGCCACCAAAAAUAGACAAAGAAAGCCAUUUACAGCUAAUGGAGGGUAUACUGUUAACAGAUGUCUUUCCACAGUUUAAUCUGUAUGAGUUUUACACUGUAUCAGAAGAAACUAUAUUAAAAGAAUUCCGAAGAGCUAUUGAGGAUAAUCGUCUGGUACAACAGGGCGAGAAGGAGUUAAUUAUAAAACAAGAUAAAAAUUAUAGACGAUUAAAGAGUACCGUUGACAUGGAAACGGUUUUACGUCUGUAUAAUACUGACAGUGAUGAUGAUAACAGACCUGGGGCAUUGAAUCGACAGGAACGAAUCACUCGAUGUUGUGUUAGUUUGAGAGAGAAACUAGAAGAGUUGAACAAUGAGAAAAAACGAGAAUUAGACGUACAUAUAGGUGUGGCUGUAGACAAUUUCCUGGCGAAUGUACGCUGGAGAUUCCUGGCACCAGAUGGACCGAAGAUUGGUACUGUGACAGACGAAGAACCGUUGAUGUUUGGGUAUUUUGUGAUCCCAUCCAUUGUGAAGGAUCAUAUAUGA
Molecule: messenger RNA, 1676 nt
Organism: Patella vulgata (common limpet)
Lineage: Eukaryota; Metazoa; Mollusca; Gastropoda; Patellidae
Product: glycogen debranching enzyme
Exons: 10
Coding region: 318-1676 (452 amino acids)
Biological process (GO): glycogen catabolic process
Molecular function (GO): amylo-alpha-1,6-glucosidase activity; 4-alpha-glucanotransferase activity
Source: RefSeq, a predicted model, not a curated record